AUGGCCGACCGGCAUCGCUCCAAGAUUGUAUCGUUCCUAGGGAACCAAUCUUCUCGCACUCGCGAGAUACAAAUGGACCGUCGUGCGCUUGGUCUAGCCGUUCUGCGUAUGCAAGCGCAAUACACUCGCUCCGUCAUCGCGACGGAAAUCGAGAAGUUCGAGACCUCCUUCGAGGAGAUCCUGCAAACAGCCAAUAUAUUUUUGGUAACCACAGAGAGAGUUUCAAACUCUCCUUCUCUGGUGAUUAUUGACCAGCCAUCCGUGGUCAAGACCGUUUGCCAGUUCCUUGCGGCGUCAAACGCCAUUCUCGAAUUUCUCGACUUCCAGCAGAAGAGAACCGGCUUUGCAUCAGGAGGGGACGAGUCUCUAGAGAGACAAGUCAAAGAAGCCCAACUUCUAGUGAAAGAGCUCCUCACCACCCUUUUUCUUCAUAAAAAAGCCGAAACAUACCCAGGGAAGGAGUGUGGCCUGACUUACAACGAGGAUGUCAAGGUCUAUGGCGGGUUCAUUCUCCACAAGUAUGGUCAUGUUGAUCAGAGCGACGUCCCCGAUCCAGAGGACGAGGAUGAGGACGUGGAGAAGCUGGUGCAAUACUGGCACACAGAGAACUUGGUUCAUCCAUUGAGACAUGUUCCAGGCACUGCAUGGCACAAGUUCUUUGGCAACCUUCAGCCAGGCCCAAUCGUGAGCCCAGAGCUGUUUAGGGAGCGCAAACCACAGCCGUACUUCAAGCUCAUGUUCCCGACUACCAUCACCUGGCUGAAGCCCGAAAUCUCCCGUGAUUAUGAUAAUUAUCGCGAGAUGUUCGAGAGAUUUCAUCGAAUCCCUGGGCCACGUCUCUCAGAGUUCGUCAGAGGACGCCGCCUGUCCCAUUAUUUCAGAGGAUGGAAGAGAACUGAGGAGGCAAUCAUCCUGUGUCUUGAAGAUAUGAGCGAGACUCCUUGCCCGGAAUAUGAUCUCUUGGGUCGCUCAAGGCCCGAGGCGUUGAAUGCCGAGAUCAAUGCACCGGAGCUGGCAGGGAUUGCUUUGUUGGGAGACGAUAUCCCCGAUGUCCCCAUUUUCUUGGAAGGGGAAGUCCGGAAAUACUGUCUCGAGUUUGACGGCCAGUGGAGUUAA
Molecule: messenger RNA, 1116 nt
Organism: Chaetomium globosum CBS 148.51
Lineage: Eukaryota; Fungi; Ascomycota; Sordariomycetes; Sordariales; Chaetomiaceae
Exons: 5
Coding region: 1-1116 (371 amino acids)
Source: RefSeq, a predicted model, not a curated record